Messenger RNA from Protopterus annectens (West African lungfish), 709 nucleotides. It is a transcript of the gene BIRC5, whose product is annotated as baculoviral IAP repeat containing 5. NCBI's taxonomy places the organism in Eukaryota, Metazoa, Chordata, Ceratodontiformes, Protopteridae. Bases 120 to 560 code for a protein of 146 amino acids. The transcript has 4 exons. The record is from RefSeq and is a predicted model, not a curated record.
GGGCGUCAAAUACCAACACUAACGUGAUGACGUUGCAGGAGCGGUAACUGAUCGUUAUUUAAAAAUAUAAGAGUACAGAAGAAGGAAGAUUAUCUGUGUUUGUAGGACGAAGUGGUAUUAUGGCAUUGGAAAAGCAUACUGGUCUUGAGGUUUUGCCUGAUGAGUGGCGACUUUAUGUCUUAGAAAAUCGGCUUCGGACAUAUGUUAAUUGGCCUUUCACGGAUGAUUGUAACUGUACCCCGUAUAAUAUGGCUUCUGCAGGCUGGCUUCAUUGCCCAAGUGAGAAUGGACCUGAUGUAGCACAGUGCUUCUUCUGCUUUAAAGAGCUUGAGAACUGGGAACCAGAAGAUAGUCCUCUGGAGGAACAUGCAAAACAUUCCCCUGCAUGUGGGUUUGUCCAACUGAAAAAGAAGGUAGAAGAGCUGACUGUGCAGGAGUUUCUGAAGCUUGACAAGGAGCGGGUGAAGAAUCGCACAAAUAAACAGUAUGCUCUGAAGACUGCUGUUUUCAAUCAGAUGGCUGAAAAAGUACGACAGUCCAUUGAAAACCUAGGAUCUUAGCCUUUAGUGUGUGUACAGAAAGUAUGCAAGUGUAGUCUUUUUAAACUUUUUAUACAUGUUUGUACUGUUCUGUGUAAAGAAAAAUAGAUGUUUUAUGAAUGUUAUACUGUAUUUUUUUGUGUAAAUAAAAUGUAAUUUGAAAAUGUCAA